Molecule: messenger RNA, 6080 nt
Organism: Anopheles funestus (African malaria mosquito)
Lineage: Eukaryota; Metazoa; Arthropoda; Insecta; Diptera; Culicidae
Exons: 4
Coding region: 1304-4471 (1055 amino acids)
Source: RefSeq, a predicted model, not a curated record
AGAGUUCGUUUACAAAAGAUGUACCACGAACUAGUAGUGUUGUCUACUACAUAUUUGUCCCCAGUUUUUCUGCAACUCCUCUUGAGCACUUAGGAAAGAUAUUUGUGCUUGAACUUAUUUCCGUAACUGGCAUUUUAAAGCAUUUAAACCCUUCGAUGCGUUACGGCUAUACCGCGUAUGUCCGCCAGGACAUUGCUCGGCACGUGACGGGCGGAUCCUGCGCACUAGCUGUUUGGUGAGCAGCGAAAUCUCUCCACCCCAAAACCCGCGCCCAAACAAUUGCAUCUCACUCUAACCAAUGCCAAUGGGAUCCGUGGUGCAUUGGUAUGCUUUAGCAUGAAGGGACACUGUUGUGCGAAAUGCCACAGCAUCCUUCCUAGUGGCAAAUGCUAGGACGCGGGAACUACGCAAGUACGAAGAACGAGUCAGCAAACUCAUUUCGCCUGUCAAAAGUUUGGUGAACUGGUUUGCUUAUGGGGUAGUCAGUGCGCCUUUGCGCGGAAAGGAAGUAAACAGUUUUUAUUUGCAACUGGAUUUCUAAAGUUUGAACACUGUGGAAAACUGGAACCACCCUAACGCGUGAAGUUUGUGCUCCAGUUCGGACUGUCUGAAAUUGCCAUCCUUCGGUCGGGAUCGGGAAGUAGUGCAAGAAAGGAAUCGCUUCCAACAAGCGCUACACGAUGGUUGUUGAACGUCGUGGGUGUUUCAGUGUCCUCUAGACAGAAACGGAACAGGGUGCGGACAGUGUUCCAACACAACCCGUUUGUGUGCAGCAAAAGGGAGUAAAAAAUGUGCUUCAUGUUGUGACACUCCGCGUUGAAAACGGGAACGCUGUUCAGGGGAGGGAAAUUCAUGUCCAUGCCGUGUGAUAAGGCCCGAAAGAUGAUUGUUGUAUUAUACAACAAUGUGCAGCAGCAGCAACAACAACACAUCAGACCAUCAGUACAAUAAGCAACGCGGAUUACUUGAGAUACGAAGCAAACGGUUCUCCCCACAGCUAGUGUGAUAGUUGCCCGCCAUAGAUAACCGAUAGUACAACAUCCAGCAACAAUAGUAGUCUUACGUAGAGUAGAGUGUAGUAUUUUGUGUCUUAUGAGACUUUUUUUCUUUUCCAUCGUAAAUCCCGUGGUACGAAGAGGGACAAAUGUUUUACGUGAAGAGUUCAAAUUCUAAUCCGACAAGCGGAUAAGAGGACACAGUGGUGUCAGCUGGCUGAACAAGCUGUUAGUGAUUUGUUAGUUGAAGUCGCUCGUCUAAAGUUUGGCCUGAUUGCCGCUCUACCGCACACAAAACACACCACACAAUGCACGGGUAUCCGUUCAUGCAGGUUGUCCAGUAUAGUGUGCCCACGUGCACCUGGGCCCCACCACCCGUGGAACCACCGCGUCCACCAUCGGCAACAGCGGCUUCCUCAACAUCCGGCGUGCGGAAGUACGUCAUCUGGUGUCUGAUAUGUGGUGGCAUCUCCAGUCUACUCGGUAUACUCUUUCUGGGCAUUUACUUCUUGCUUCGUUCGUACACCAGCACCGUGGGUUACUUCGAAACUGUGCCAACGUUCGUGCCUGCUACCUUGCUCAUGUUAACGGGUAUCUGUAUAAUGAGCCUUGCGAGGCGACGUAACCGGUAUAGCUAUUUGAUCAAAUUAUCCGGAGCAUGUGGACUAGCGUCGGCACUUACCUGCGCCUUGGUAACAGUGACAACGACCGUUCUGCAUAUGAGCCGUCUGCAGGUAUUGCGUGAGUGCGAAUACACGCAGAAAACUCGUACCUGUACCUGUUACUCCGUAACAGCUGAUAAGCAGACGGAAUCCGGUGUGGACGACAGUGUGCGGUUCGUGUUCGACUCCACGUCGGACUGCGGUGUCGUUCACGGUGCACUGUACUCGUGUCUGCGUGCCGUGUUCGGUCUCUCCGUGGCUGGGGUACUAGUGGCCGUGUUCAGCUGUAUGCUCGUGUACCAGUUGUUGAGCCACGAACGGAAAAAGAUGUACUGGGAGCAGUUGGAACUGCGGUGCCGUUCGCUUUACUCUGGCCAACAGGGCCCAUCGUCGGUGUUACCGUCUGGACCGGGGAUGCUUGGUAGUGGUGCCAAUGCUGGGUUAGGCGGUACCGGACGAGCAGGCAAUUGUCGGUGCUGCGAGCAGUGCCAUGCACAUCGCAACGUGCUACCCUCGGCAUACCCAUGGGAAGGAGACAAUCGUUUCUGGACCCCUGGACAGGCCGGUAACUUCUACUCACCUAACCCAGGUGGUGAUGAGCCGGGCACGGGUGGCCGCUUGAACGCGAGUGGACGACGUAUGCCUGGGUGGAGCUGGCCAAGAAUGCCCUGGCAGCGGAGUGAUGCAUCGCAACGUCUAUCACCGCACAGUCCCGAUUCUCAGUACGGGUUUUCGAAUCGUGCUGGUGUGGCACCGGGGAUGGUACCGGGUGCUGGUACGCUUCUGGGCGAUCCUGUGCAGCCGCGCUACAAUGUAAUCGACCAGCAGUACGGUAUCUGGGGACCACCGCCACCGUACAGCGAUCCAAACAGUCCGGCCCGUCGUGGACGUUAUCAGUACAUUCAUCCGGCACAGUGCGGUCCACCGUUGAUCGAUCCAAGCGGUAUUGCAGCACCGGGUUCUUCCAUGGUUGGUCCGUCAAAUGCUGGAGGAGCCGGUAUCGCUAUUCUGGAGUGCCAUCAACACUCGGUGAUGGGCGUGGACGUGCACGGUAUUCCACAGCAGUACGUUAGCGGUCAAACGACAAUGUCAAACGGAUCGGGUCAGCAGGCUCUACCUUCCAACUAUGGUCGCGGUGGCUUGGGCAAUGGUAUCGUCGGCGGAGGAUCUUCCGGUGGUUCCAAUGUAGUUGGCAAUGGUGCCAAUCUUGGUAGUAAAACUAGGCAGCAAACUGGAGGUUACAAGCAGUCACAAACGAAGGAAAACUAUGAGAACACACCAUCGGACAGUGAUGGUCCCGGGCGGGAUCGGUUUUCCAAUACGCUGCCCCUGCGUAAAGCGAAGAAACGUGUGGAAGCUGGUGCGAAAAGUAUUGGCCCAGCAAACAACAGCCAACCAACGAGUGGUAGGGUGAAUGUACAAAACGUGUUCGGAGCAAACCAGGGUGCACCCGGAUCGCUCGAAACAUCCGAGAACGAGUAUAACGAACCAAUCUUACCAUCGCCAAAUGGUGGACCGGAUGAGUGUUCUGGUCGAGUAGGGUCACCGCACGGUUUGCAAGGAAUACCAUCCGGGUUGGUUCCACACCCUCCAAGAAACCGGCGACAGAAGCUACCCAACGCGGUGGGCAUUGAAAACAGUGGAUUCCAGACGGUGGAGGCUCUCGAGGCGGAAGCAGCAUCGGCGGUCACGGGAAAGUUGCUGGAGCCCACCGAGUCUGAGGUGUACUUUGCGGACGUGAGCAGCUGCUGCAAUAUGUCCGUGAAGAAUGACAACUACUACGAAGAUGCGAACCAAAGACGUAAAAAGGAGAAACAGCAGCAACAGGACACAGCGGACGAGUAUAUUGCGCAACGGUUUGGCAAGCGCGAAACAUCGAUCCGUAGCCGGCAACCCUUCCCCCAGACCGUACUCGGACUGGGUGACAAGCCACAGGUGAUGCCUCGAUCCUCACUGCUGCCAAAGGAUCACUCCCGCCAGAGCAUGUGUUCGAUGGAUUCGGGCGAACGGACGGACUAUACCGAUCUGUCACCGGCCACUCCCAGUACAAACUUCCCGUCGAUCGGUGCACCCGCGAUCGGUAGUGGGAAGCAUCAACCGACACAGCAAACCUCACCGAACGAUGGCGGCACCAAUAUCCGGCCGGAACACGAUGGACCGGCGGGGGGUUGCAACUUUAUCGCCUCGUACCCGUAUUCCUCGAACGAACAGAGUCAGGAGGCACACCGGCGCUCGACCAAAAACCUGCACGACAUCUUCCUGGCUCCCGACUCGCAGUACGAGGUAAUGAAGGAAUUGCAUAGAUUUAAGUCGACACCACUAACGCUAACACCCUUCGAACCACCUGACGGUGGCCGCUCAUCAUCGUCAUGUCAGGACAUGCCGGGCUCGUUUCCUCCAUCGGUAGCGGUGGCGACGGCUUCGAUGACAGCAACAGGUAGCGAUCGGACCGAUCGUACAGCGGCGGCACAAUCGACCAAACCAAAGUCACCGAAGAAUCUCAACAUCACGCCAAUCAAACGCCAAAGCCUUGGCACAAACAUUAGCUCGAUCAUCCAGAACUUGAGCGGCAGUGACGUUGGACUGCUGUAUCCCGAGGGUCGCAAUCAUGGGCCAUCAUACCACCAAAGUGUCAUCGGAUCGGAAGGUUCGUCGUCUGCUGUGACGAAUGGAGAUGCAACAGGCGCAUCGGUUGGUAAUCGUCGGCAACCCGUCCCAGAGGUAAAUGACAGUGUCAGCAGCAAUGAGGACAACGAGGACCAUCAUCCGAUCGAUGGUGAACGGAGACGGAGUGCCGGUGAUCGUAGAUUGUGAGACGAAGUGUAUGUGUGAGCUAUCCUCACAGAUUAGGGACCGAAGUUCUCCGAGUACGUUGCACUCUUUUUGUGCUGCAAGUAUGUUUCCCACAAGCCCUCACAAAUAGUAAACCGCGUAGAUGUACUUUCCUAAGGGUCCUGAUAGGAAUGUAUGUAGUUAAGUGUAGCGUUCUUAAUGUGGCAAUGAUGUCAAGCAGUAUAGGCCGAAUUAUUUCGCAUCGGCAAUCAGCGGCAUGCGUUUGUGUCAGGAUUAUGUUAGGAUCCUUGAACGAAAGCGAUACGGCACCUCGAUAAUGGAUAUUCCAUAAUUCUUUGAAUAUCGUUCCAUCCAUAGCAACUACCGACAUUGGUACGUAGAGACCAAAUUAGACGGAAUUGAUGAUAGACAUCAUCAUUCACGAAAUCGUUGACGCAUAACUAAAUGGUUUUUGCUAUAAUUUUGGCCACCAUAACAUAAGAUAGAGAGAGAGAGAGAGAGGGAGGGAAAUGCUAGUUGAUAACCUAUCCAUCCGGAACUAUCGCGUCCAUAGCUAUGCAAAAGUUUCGUCUACUCAUUUAUGUUCAUUGUCAUUCGGGUGACUUGUCCGAUAGGUAGCGUUCCCCGAGAGCGUCGGAGUGCGUCGAAGUAAGAAUUGCAAUUUGGUAGAAGAAUUUAAGUCGGUUCGCUAAAUGAUCUCCUCUAUUUUGCGUAGCUUUAAAUAACACAUUCUCUUCUCGUUAGCAUUCUAGUAGGAUGUUUCGUUACAGCAUCCGAAUAUAUAGCAGACCAGGGUCAUCCAGCAUCAGCGGUCCAGUUUUACUUCCGCUCAGUUCAGCUGAAAAUUAAUAAAUAUUUAGUGUAAAUAUAUUCCCCCCCCAAAAACACUUGGUAGAUAAAGCCGUUAAGCAAACAAAAAUAGCACAAAUGAUUGAAUAACCUUGGGUGAAUUUUGGCAUCGCUGUUAAGUAGGUAAAGCUUUACGCAAAUGUUUGUUGUGCACGGAUUACUUUCAUCCGAAGUUAGCGGCGCAAGUUUCGAGUUUAAGUUGUAAAUUAAAAUACUCCUCCAUUCGUCAACAAAACCUGUUCCAUCCCGUAGGGUUAAACGCAUCUGUAAGUUAUACUGUAGGGCAAAGGUAGUGAAAAUAUACUAACGGAUGCAGCAAAACUCGAUCAAUGUAAAGGGUGAAAAUUUAGUGGAAAAGGGAAAAUAAUUCGCUCAAAUUUAUAGUAAAACUCGAAGUGAUGUUAGAAACAUCCGUUGCCAUGUACAACCGACGGGCUGCGAACAUUAAUGUUUCGAAAUGUUUCGCUAGCUUAAGACGUGAGCAGUACGAUCAGUUGUUUGCAGAAGAACAACACGUGAGGAUGGGAUUUAUUGUAACUCUUACAAAUAGCGGAAAACACACAUGUUUAACUACAAUCAUGAGUUGAUUGUCUAAUAUGCUCCCACUGCUGGAUGCAGAAGCUAAAAUAGAUACAUAAGUAUAAAGCUUACGAUCAGGUGGUUGCUUGGAAGAGUAAAACAAUACUAACUAAUACCUAUAAUCCACCGGACACAAAUGAAACGAACAGUGGAAGCAAUGAAAAGUAAAGGAAAUAAAUAUUAUGUAUUGAUUUGUUAAAAA